AUGACGCUCCAGACGCGCGCGCUUACUGUCUUGCCGCACGACGUUCGCCCUGGCCAUGCAGUACAACACUUCGUAGGAAAUUAUUCUCGCUACACUCUACUUGACCCCGAGUACGCCUCUUACUUUACUCUUCUAGACGAUGGACUUCUAAUGACAAUUGCCGACUUAGCGCCCUUACUGGAUCAAUCAUUGAAUCUCGCUAUAUUAGAACAAACACCGUUUAGCAGUUCAGCACAUUCGGUACAUCUACGUAUAGUAGAUCGUCGGAAAAUGCUUAGUUUCCCGACAUCCAACGGACUGCGUGGAGAAAUUUUAGAAAAUGCACCAGCAGGCUCUGUUAUUGAUCUUCCACCUAUAAGGGCUACAGCGCUGCUAAAUGUGGGGCAGAUAGCUUACAAAAUAAUAAAAGGAAACGAAGAUGCCUUAUUUGCUUUACGAGAAAAGACUAAGAGUGGAAUUCCUGAAGUCGCAUCAGUAAUUACAGAAGGUGACGUGGAAAUAAUUGCCAUGAGGCCGCUCGAUGCUGAAGCAAAGAGAACGUACGAUUUGGUCCUUCAGGCAACAGAUUUAAAAGGUGUUAAUAAGGCAAGUCUUCCUAUCAAAGUAUAUGUAACAAAUGAAAAUGAUCAUGAACCGAUUUUCGAACAAGAUAUAUAUUAUUUUGCUGUUAAUGGAACGUUAGAUCAAAACAGUGAUAACGCUACAGCGCACUGGCAAAGAUUUUCAAACAUUGGCAAGGUUCAUGCAAUUGAUGCAGACGGUGAUCGCGUGUAUUAUACCUUGAAGGCGGCUAGUAAUCUGGCUGUUAUUGUACCACAAACGGGAGAUUUAAUUCUAGUUGGUAAACCCAAUAGUCACGGCGCUGAGUUGCAAGUGCUUGCACACGAUACUGGCUCACCUCCGCGUGAGAGUCGAGUGGCUCAUGUCUUCCUUGAGUUCGUAGUACGUGAUCAGAAAGAUCUGCCUACUUUACAUCGACAAAAGCGACGUGUUACCCGAGCUGUACGACCUACGAAGCGUAUAGAAUUUACCGAAGCUGACGGUGAAGUUGAAGGACGUGCGGUCUUUACGCUCGAAAAAGAAACUGAUCGUGAAACAUUUAAAAUCCGGGACGAAAAUCCGUGGGUCACUGUUGAACCUAGUGGUGUAGUGAAAGUUAAAAAGAAGUGGGACUAUGAAGAGUUAGGGCCUGAGAAGACCAUUGACUUUUGGGUUACCAUCAGCAACGCUGGAAACGGAGUGUCUUUAAAAUACACGGACAACCAACGGGUAAUCAUCCACGUGAAGGAUGUCAACGACGAGCCCCCUUACUUCAUCAAUCGGCCUCUACCAAUGCAGACUGUAGUCCAGUUAAAUGCGGCUCCGAAUACCCCGGUUUUCACGCUUCAAGCUAGAGAUCCCGACACGGAUCACAAUAUUCAUUACUUUAUCGUCAGAGAUCGGACCGGUGGGCGUUUUGAAGUAGACGAGAGGUCAGGCGUCGUUCGCACUAGGGGAACAGAUCCUUUUCAAUUAGAUAUGGAGUACGUCCUGUACGUGAAGGCUGAAGAUCAGAGCGGCCGUGUUGAUGAGAGAAGAUUUCAGUCGACGCCGGAAGAGAGGCUCAGCAUCGUAGGCGGUAAACGUGCGCCACAGUUUUAUCUUCCCAACUACGAGGCGGAGAUUGCCGAGAACCAAAAGAAAGAUUCAGAUAUAAUAUCAGUGAAGGCGAAAUCUUUCGCGGAUCGUGAGAUCCGUUACACAUUAAAAGCACAAGGGCAGGGAGCGGGUACCUUCAACAUCGGACCUACUUCAGGCAUCGUGAAGCUGGCAAAAGAAUUGGAUUUCGAGGACUUGCGACAGCCGCACGUAUAUUCCCUGGUCGUGACUGCUACUGAAGAUUCCGGCGGAUUUUCUACUUCUGUUGAGUUGACUAUCCGAGUUACCGAUGUAAAUGACAACGCGCCUAAAUUCGAGCUACCCGAUUACCAAGCGCACAACGUCGAUGAAGAUAUCGCCAAAGGCACAAGUAUACUGAAAGUGAAAGCCAUGGAUGCCGAUUCCGGGAAAAAUGCUGAAAUCGAAUAUUUAGUUUCAGACGAUCACUUCGCCGUAGACAACAAUGGCAUUAUCACGAACAAUAAGCAGCUGGAUGCGGAUAACAAUAACGCCUAUUAUGAAUUUGUUGUCACAGCGAAAGAUAAAGGAGAACCAGCAAAAACUGGAACUGCUACAGUUCGAGUUUACACUAAAAAUAAAAAUGAUGAGGAACCAAAAUUCUCACAACAAGUUUACACACCCAAUGUAGAUGAAAAUGCUGGACCAAACACUUUGGUUACAACUGUAGUAGCUUCCGAUAAAGACGGUGACAAUGUCCGCUUCGGGUUUGUUGGUGGUGGAACUAGUUCAGGACAAUUCGUCAUUGAGGAAAUAACUGGUGUAAUACGGUUACAUAAUAAACCUAUAUCAUUAGAUAGAGACAAGUACGAACUAAAUGUAACAGCAAUGGAUGAUGGUGCUUGUUGCGUGAAUGGAGAUGCUACAAUACAUACAUCGACAGCUGUUGUAGUGGUGUUUAUAACAGAUGUAAAUGAUAAUAAACCUAUUUUCAAAGACUGUCCUACAUAUUUUCCUAAAGUAGAAGAAGGAGCUCCAAACGGUAGCCCUGUAAUAAAAGUACAUGCAACGGAUGAAGAUAAAGGUGUAAAUGGUCAAGUAAAAUAUUCAAUUGUCCAACAACCUAAUCAGAAAGGAACAAAGUUUACAGUAGACGAGGAAACGGGUGAAGUGUCUACAAAUAAAGUAUUUGACAGAGAGGGCGACGAUGGAAAAUUUGUUUCGGUAACGGUAAAGGCUACUGACCAGGGUGAACCAUCGUUAGAAGGUGUUUGUUCAUUUACUGUAGAAAUAACUGACGUAAAUGACAAUCCACCACUAUUCGAUAGACAAAAAUAUGUGGAGAAUGUUAAACAAGAUGCUAGUAUAGGAACUAAUAUACUGAGAGUGUCCGCAUCUGAUGAAGAUGCGGAUAAUAAUGGUGCAAUUAUUUACACCCUCAGUGCUCCUUAUAACCCUGCUGAUAUAGAAUAUUUUGAGAUCCAACCCGAAUCGGGUUGGAUCGUACUUAAGAAGCCUCUCGACCGGGACAGGUACCGACUGCGCGUGCGUGCCUCCGACAGAGGCGACCCGCCCUCCUCUGCAGACGUGGACGUUGAAUUAGACGUGGUAGACAGGAACAAUAAGCCCCCCAUCUGGGACAUGUCCACGUAUGGCCCCGUUCACAUCAAAGAGAAUGUCACACGAGAAACGUACAAGUUGGAGGCUAUGGCUCAAGACAAGGGCUUCCCACCCUUGUCCAGAACCGUGGAGGUCCAGAUAGACGUAGUGGAUCGUGCGAACAAUCCCCCUGUGUGGGACCACACAGUGUACGGACCGAUCUACAUUCGAGAGAAUUUGCCCGUGGGUGCCAAAGUGGUGUCCGUUAAAGCAAGUUCUGGGAUUGAGAACAACCCCACAGUGUUUUAUCGAUUGAUGCCUGGUUCCACGGCCCAAACUAACAAGUUUCAUACAUUCUACUUGCAACAAAGAUCUGAUAACGGAUUUACGUGGGCCGAUAUAAAAGUCAAUCAUCCUUUGGAUUACGAAAGCAUCAAGGAAUACAAUUUGACGAUACGAGUAGAGAACAACGGUGCCCAGCAAUUGGCUUCAGAAUCAACUGUUUACAUAAUGCUUGAAGAUGUCAACGACGAAAUACCUCUGUUUACGGAACGAGAGCAAGAGACCGUCCUCGAGGGCGAGCCUAUUGGGACGAAAGUUACGCAAGUCAACGCCAUCGACAAAGACGGCACGUUUCCGAACAAUCAAGUUUAUUAUUACAUCGUGGAUUCGCCGCGCAACGAAGGCAAGGACUUCUUUGAAAUCAGCAUGCAGACUGGCGAGAUCUUCACAAAGGUGGUGUUCGACAGGGAGAAGCAGGGAGCGUACGCGUUGGAGGUGGAGGCACGCGAUGGUGCACCAUCGGCGCGGCCCAAUUCUGACAACCAACCAAAUUCAGAGUAUAUCGAAGUUACAUCGAGAAUAUGCAGUGAUGCAGAAAAAUAUAGCGACAUGUUGCGAUUGAAGCCAAAAAAUAUAGUGAUGCAGAAAAAUAUAGCGACAUGUUGCGAUUGA
This is a messenger RNA of Parnassius apollo (apollo), 4149 nucleotides long. The record is from the annotation of a GenBank genome assembly. Lineage: Eukaryota; Metazoa; Arthropoda; Insecta; Lepidoptera; Papilionidae.